CCUGUCUGUCUCCCUCAGCCUACACACGCGAGAAGAAGCCGUGGAUCGCGCCUCCAGCACGCGCACAGCGGCCGCUGGGCUUUUUGUUUAAUCGCACGUGUAUCCACCGCAUCUCUGUCUCUCUUUAACGUCACGCUUCUUAUAAAUAUCCUUCUAACGCUACGCUUAAAACGCUUUCUCCGAUCCUCGAGUCGGAUGAGAGACAGACAGGCAGGCAGACGGGCAGACGGGGCGUGAGACACCCGGCACCUCUCCGCCAUCCACGUGUUUUCUGUCGUAACUUUUUUUUUUAACCCGGCGUCGUUUUUCCUGGAAUCCCGGACCGCGCGCGCGGUAUCCCUCCGCCCGCGAGCUAGUCCCCGCACUUUAACUCGAAAAUACCGAAUACGCGAAAACAAACGCGCCCGCCGCCGCUCCCGGUGCUUCCGCCGCGGCUCGAUCCGCCGAACCGCCACCGGGCGACCGCGCCGCCGGCCGUGACGUCUCCCCCGGUCCUGGGCGUUUUGGCGCGGUUUUUCAGCCGGAAGGACGGGAGCAUAUAAGCGGAGGGACGCGCCGACCACACCUACAGUGCGCGUGUGUGCCUCCGCGCAGGAGAAACCCUGACAGAGUAUAAACACCAUGCUGCCCUGCUCACACUUUAACUUCACACGCAGAAAACACCUCCCUAGCUGAUCGCUCGGCCCCCCCGCCCCACGACCCGCUCCUCCCUGUGGACUCUAUUCGGAUAUUUCGGACGAUUCCGCCAUUUUUCCCCUCGUCCUCGUUGAGUCAGCGUGCGGAGCCCCGUUAAAGAUUCUGCGAGCAAACAUGUUGCAAAGCUUCUCCCAGUCUCAGGACUGGCUGUACACCGAGCCGCUGCUGUUCGACGACGAGUUCUGCCAGAGUCUGAUGAAGGACCUGCAGUCGCUCCCGACGCCCCCCCAGUCCCCGCCCAUGAAGUCCGGGCCGGGCGCCGGCAAGCCCCUGUCCAAGGAGGACCAGCUGAGCUACGUCUCCGACAUCCUGCUGGAGGACCACGACAUGCAGCUCAACUGGAACUGCGACUUCUUCCCUUCCGCCGCCGCCGAGAAGGACGGCGAGCUCAGCCUGCCCUGCUCCCCGCUGGAGGAGAGCGGCGAGGACUGCCUGUGGCGGUGCCUGAACGGCGACAAGAGCCUGGAGGAGAAGCUGGUCUCCACCCUGCUGGGCUCCAGCCCGCUGCUCUCGGACAUCAACACCAGCAUCUUCGAGGAGAUCGCCGGCUCCACGCUGGACUGCCAGAACCUGAUUGACGCCGGGGAGCCCUGCGAGUCCACGUCGGACUACGGCUCCGCCGGCGGCGAGCUGUCCACCUACUCGUCCAGCGACUCCGAAGAGGAGAUCGACGUGGUCACCGUGGUGCGCUGCUCCACCAGCCCCUCCCCCCGGACGCCGUUGGCCGACGUCUCUGUCCGUCAGCAGAAGCAGGAGGAGGAGCGGCGAGCCAUCCACCGCCACAACAUCGAGAUCCAGCUGCAGCACAACUACGCGGCGCCGCGCCCCCCCUCGCCGCCGCCCUCGUCCAGCAAGCGCUCGCGAGGGACCGACGGUUCGUCGCACCACCGCCGCCACCACCACCACCACCACCGCCGUCGCCGCCACUCCCCCUCCUCCCGCAGCUCGUCCUCUUCACGAUACCACCACAGCAGCAGCCACCACAGCUCGUCCCGCAACUCGGCGGAGACGGAGGACGAGGAGGAGCGCCGGCGGACGCACAACGUGAUGGAGCGGCAGCGGCGCAACGAGCUGAAGAACUGCUUCGUGCACCUGCGCGACAACGUGCCCGAGCUGUCCAACAACGACAAGGCGUCCAAGGUGGUGAUCCUGAAGAAGGCGCGGGACUGCAUCUACGGCCUGGAGGACGAGGGACACCGGCUGCAGUCCCGGAGGGACGCGCUGCGAGCCAAACAGGAAGCGCUGAAGCACCGGCUGCAGCAGCUCCGCAGCUAGGCGGGGCCCGCAAGAGACCUCAGAGACUACGUCGGGUUGUUAAGGGGGAGAGACUUGUACAAAGAGGGUGGAGCCGGGGACAAAGGGCGGCGCGCUCAAAGGUUUUGACAUUUUAAGGACUUUCUUAAGACCAGAGAUGCGGACGGCAGAGACUCUCACGCGUUGCCUCAGAGCUGAUCGUUAGACCGUAGGAUGCUUUUUUUUUUUUUUUUUUUACAGGAUGGAGCUAGUAGACGUUUUGUUUUGGCUGGACGCAAACUGCAAGACUGUGUUUUGUUUUUGUUUUUUAAUUCGUGUUUGUCGUGUUCUUUUCUUUGUGCUACUUUUUGGGGGACGCCGAAUGGCAGCGACCAAAUAACAGGAAGCCACAUCAGCUUGGUAGUUGAAUGAAACUUGAAUAUUGUGCUUUCAGGAUUGUCUUUUAUAGCCACACUAACCAUUGAUCCCUCCACGCGGACGCACGUCUGCCGGCGGCUUCAACGUUAUUUGGUCAACUGCACUUUUUUUUUUUUCCGAUUCCAGUUCAAUUCCAAACCGGGCGCCAUUUUAAUCGUUUUUUUGGAUCAGGUUGCAUAAAUGUUCUUCAGUGUGCCUUUGGCCUCAGGCGGACCCCCCCCCCUCCGGGGGGGCCGACACCACUCUGCUAUCAGGUUUAAUGUGUGUCUGUGACGGUUAUUUACGCUGCAGGUUUUCUUAACGGCUGAACGUGCGCUCGCUGCGUCUUCGUGUUGGAGCAGAUUUCAGGUUUCUCGGGCCGGAGAAGUGGAGCGACUGAGCCGACCAGCCCAGGUCGGGACAGAAGCUGGGCGCCGCGUUCUGUUUGACACGGCGGCGGUACUGUGACUCGCUGAGCGGCCAUUUUCAGAUGCAAGGGGGGGGGUCCAAUCCGCUAUUGGACGACGGUUAAAUGUCUCACCAGUCAGUGGACGACGGUUUGGAAAGUUUCGCUCGGGCAUCAAACGUGUCACGUUUCAGGUUACAUCAUCGUGAAUAUAUUGUAAUUCAAUUAAAGGUUCAUUUCUUUACCUUCUGAGCAGAUGUGUCGCAUGAUUUUACCCUUUGAAGACUAGUUUCGGAAUCGGUUCCCAGCACGUACGCAAACGAGGGCCGCCGGCCAGCGUUCCCCUUUUAAAAGAUGGGCGGCUUUCACGCGCCUCAUUUUGUGCCCGAAUAAACUAAAACUUGUGUGUCCAAAAUAAAGUAUCUGCCGGGGAAAGAGAGCGCCGUUCUAAACUAAUGCUGUUCUGUGUGAGGUUAUUCUAAUAAAUUAAAAUAAUGGGGUUCAAAUGUUCGACUGAAAUCCAUUCUACUCAAACUCGUCGGCGGCAGAUGUUCUCCGUUUGUGCCGUUUGUCGUGCAAUUUGUGUCAAGUGUCUUGAGCGUCUUUAAUCUGGAGUUCUUCCUUUCCGGCGGCGUCCUUUGACCCCGGUUGGUAGGAAUGACGGCGUGGAGGAGUUUUAAAACCUGUUGCCUUGAAAUGCAUCUUGUUCAGGACUUUCCUGUUUGUUAAUGUCGCUGUCUAGUUAGAACAUCUUCUGUAGUGUUUUUUUUAAAUACAUAUUUUAUUUUUUAAGAAGCUUUAGCAUGUUUGGGUGUUUUCCCCCAAACUUCUCCCCGUUUUUUUAGUUUUUGGGGGACAACGUUGUUGAGGAUGUUCUAACAAGACAGCCGGGGUGAUUUUUGUUCUUCGCAUGGAAAAACCUACCUCCACUCGGCUGCCGUCUGGCCGCUUUCUUUUUUUAGUUUAAAUAUUGUACAGACUUUCUCUUUUUUUCAAAGAUGUUUAUUUUUGUUAUUGUAUCAUAAAUUAUUCUAGAAUUCUUUUUUCUUUUUUUUGGAAUUUGAGGAUUUAAAAAUGUCAUUCUUCACCACGCAGCACUUUUAAAAAAUAUUGAUGUAAUUAAAGAAAGAAUGAAUGAGAGCUGGUCAGUCUUUGUAAUUCAAUCGCACACGCAUUGAAUGUACACCGUAAGUAAGACGUACUUCAGGGAGGUAGUUUUAUACAUUUAAUUGUAGUUUCAAAUCUCUUGAUUAAAAACCGGAACAAUGGAUAACAAUUUGUGUCUAUUUAUACACAUUCCAUUUUUUUACAUAAAGGGUAACUAGCUAAUCGUCAAUAAAACCUUAUUUACUGAGAAAUGUCAUAAAAUUACUGUGAAAUCUUAACAUCCAUGUCAGAUUAAAAUCUGAAUUUGUCAGCGCUAACGAAAGCGUUCUACAGUCAUUAAGUGAUGCUAAAACAGCAGCCUGCUUCCUUGUAUAGAUUUGGCCAUGUGCUUAAAAGAUCAAUAAAUCAUUCUGAUAUUAA
Gasterosteus aculeatus aculeatus (three-spined stickleback) is the source of this 4279-nucleotide messenger RNA. It is a transcript of the gene mych, whose product is annotated as myelocytomatosis oncogene homolog. Gene Ontology annotation, molecular function: protein dimerization activity; DNA-binding transcription factor activity. Lineage: Eukaryota; Metazoa; Chordata; Actinopteri; Perciformes; Gasterosteidae. The record is from RefSeq and is a predicted model, not a curated record. Gene Ontology annotation, biological process: regulation of DNA-templated transcription.